AUGGCGCCAUUCCUGCGCAUCGCUUUCAACUCCUACGAGCUGGGCUCCCUGCAGGCUGAGGAUGAGGCGAGCCAGCCCUUCUGUGCCGUGAAGAUGAAGGAGGCACUCAGCACAGAGCGCGGGAAGACUCUUGUGCAGAAGAAGCCCACCAUGUAUCCUGAAUGGAAGUCCACGUUUGACGCCCACAUCUACGAGGGCCGCGUCAUCCAGAUUGUGCUGAUGCGGGCAGCCGAGGAGCCAGUGUCUGAGGUGACCGUGGGCGUGUCGGUGCUGGCUGAGCGCUGCAAGAAGAACAACGGCAAGGCCGAAUUCUGGCUGGACCUUCAGCCCCAGGCCAAGGUGUUGAUGUCUGUGCAGUAUUUCCUGGAGGACGGGGAUUGCAAACAGUCUAUGCGUGGUGAGGACGAGGCCAAGUUCCCAACGAUGAACCGCCGUGGAGCCAUCAAACAGGCCAAAAUUCACUACAUCAAGAACCAUGAGUUUAUUGCUACCUUCUUUGGGCAGCCCACCUUCUGUUCUGUGUGCAAGGAUUUUGUCUGGGGUCUCAACAAGCAAGGCUACAAAUGCAGGCAAUGCAACGCUGCCAUCCACAAGAAAUGCAUCGACAUGAUCAUCGGCCGGUGCACGGGCACUGCCGCCAACAGCCGGGACACCAUAUUCCAGAAAGAACGCUUCAACAUUGACAUGCCACACCGGUUCAAGGUUCACAACUACAUGAGCCCCACAUUCUGUGACCACUGUGGCAGCCUGCUCUGGGGGCUGGUGAAGCAGGGGUUAAAGUGUGAAGACUGUGGCAUGAACGUGCACCAUAAAUGCCGGGAGAAGGUGGCCAACCUCUGUGGCAUCAACCAGAAGCUCUUGGCCGAGGCCUUGAGCCAAGUCAGCCAGAGACCCCGGAAGUCAGAGUCGGGGCCUUCAGAGCCUGUUGGAAUAUACCAGCCUUUCGAGAAGAAGCCAGAAGUCUCUGGGAAUGAUGCCACAGGUGAAGCUGACAACAAUGGGACCUAUGGCAAGAUCUGGGAGGGCAGCGCCAGGUGCAACAUCCAGAACUUCACCUUCCACAAGAUCCUGGGCAAAGGCAGCUUUGGGAAGGUGCUGCUUGCAGAGCUGAAGGGCAAAGGCCAGUACUUUGCUAUCAAGGCGCUCAAGAAGGAUGUGGUUCUGAUAGACGAUGACGUGGAAUGCACCAUGGUGGAGAAGCGGGUGCUGGCGCUCGCGUGGGACAGUCCCUUCCUUACCCACCUCUUCUGUACCUUCCAGACCAAGGACCACCUGUUCUUUGUGAUGGAGUUCCUCAAUGGGGGGGACCUGAUGUACCACAUACAGGACAAAGGCCGCUUUGAACUCUACCGUGCCACGUUUUAUGCUGCUGAGAUAGUGUGUGGACUGCAGUUUCUUCACAGCAAAGGGAUCAUUUACAGGGAUCUCAAACUGGACAAUGUGAUGCUGGACCGGGAUGGCCACAUUAAGAUUGCUGACUUCGGGAUGUGCAAAGAGAACAUCUUUGGGGAGAACCGGGCCAGCACCUUCUGCGGCACCCCUGACUAUAUCGCCCCCGAGAUCCUGCAGGGCCUGAAGUACUCAUUCUCCGUGGACUGGUGGUCCUUUGGGGUCCUUCUCUACGAGAUGCUCAUUGGUCAGUCCCCUUUCCAUGGUGAUGAUGAGGAUGAACUCUUCGAGUCCAUCCGUUUGGACACGCCACAUUAUCCCCGCUGGAUCACAAAGGAGUCCAAGGACAUCCUGGAGAAGCUAUUUGAAAGGGACCCAACCAAGAGGCUGGGAGUGACAGGAAACAUCAAAAUCCACCCCUUCUUCAAGACCAUCAACUGGAUUAUGCUGGAGAAGCGGAAGGUGGAGCCGCCCUUCAGGCCUAAAGUGAAGUCCCCUGGAGACUACAACAACUUCGACCAGGAGUUCCUGAAUGAGAAACCACACCUCUCCUACAGCGACAAGAACCUCAUUGACUCUAUGGACCAGACGGCAUUCGCCGGCUUUUCAUUCGUGAACCCCAAAUUCCAGCAUCUCCUGGAAGACUGAGGCUCCUAGACAUGGCCCACCCCAGGUGG
Cynocephalus volans (Philippine flying lemur) is the source of this 2066-nucleotide messenger RNA. RefSeq names its product protein kinase C delta (gene PRKCD). The transcript has 17 exons. NCBI's taxonomy places the organism in Eukaryota, Metazoa, Chordata, Mammalia, Dermoptera, Cynocephalidae. The record is from RefSeq and is a predicted model, not a curated record. Gene Ontology annotation, molecular function: ATP binding; diacylglycerol-dependent serine/threonine kinase activity. Bases 1 to 2037 code for a protein of 678 amino acids. Gene Ontology annotation, biological process: intracellular signal transduction; peptidyl-serine phosphorylation.